This is a messenger RNA of Sipha flava (yellow sugarcane aphid), 2204 nucleotides long. RefSeq lists its product as uncharacterized. The coding region runs from base 7 to 2142 and encodes 711 amino acids. The transcript is spliced from 12 exons. The record is from RefSeq and is a predicted model, not a curated record. Lineage: Eukaryota; Metazoa; Arthropoda; Insecta; Hemiptera; Aphididae.
UGCUUGAUGCCACCGACCGUAAAUUCCGUAACGGAAUGUUCGGAAAAUCUACCGACAUUAAUACGAUUCUACGACGUCAUGGCCAAAUGCAUUCGAUUGGUCCAGACGCACGACGACGAACUGAAUAUGCUCCUGUUGGGCGUGAUUCAAUCGUCCAUAGUCCGAUGCCAAUCGGUACCGGAAAACUCUGUCAGUUUACGCUGCUGCCAUGAAGCUAUAGAAAUGAGUGGUUUACCGAAAACUCUAAUGGAGCUCAUCGAUAAUGUCCCGAAUCAGACGUUUUUCAGCGAUCUGCUAAAACUGUCAUUUAACCUCGCAGUUGUAUCUGAUCGAUCGGCGCUACAGAUGAUGCAAUCGGACGGUGUUAAUGUACUGGUGGCUGCGUUAAAACCAAAUUUCCUUUUGUUUUCCUCAAAUUCCAACGAACGUUUGACUGUCUGCGAAUUUGUGGUUUUGCUGUUGAAUCGGAUGUUUUCUCUGAAGCGCGUGGCCUCUUCGACUACUCUCGAGCUGCCGCGAAUCACUCGCAAUACACUUGAGAUUAUAUUUGAUAAUAUACAAAUCGAAACGGAAAAAAACGUUAUCAGAAGUAUGAAAAAGAGAAAUGAGUUUUGCUACUUACUCGCCGAAAUCGUAGAUAAUUGCUCUUUUGAGGAACAAGCAUUUUCCAACGAGAUGAUAAAAGACAUGGUUAUGCUUUGCGUUUGGCCAGAAAUCAUACAUAUUUCACAUUGGUUAGAUAACGUAAAAUUCGAUUCAGUGGAUGAAAACAUAAUAUUCAAAAGCAUUAUGUUAGAUAUUAUAAAUAAAGUGUUCAUAAGUUUAUCGCAAAAUCCCGAGUUUCAACUAUUGAAUACCUUUUUGAUCCAAGCAUUUAUGUCGUUAAUAAAUUUCGAGUAUUCAAAAACAAUGUAUGGCGACAAUGUGUAUACGGUUUUAAAUCGAUUUUUAUUAAAUUUGCCUUAUAUACUGUUGAAUUCUACAGACUGUUCAGUAAGAAAUGAUUGCUGCACCGAAAUAAUUGCUUUAAUUAAAUUAUUGCGAUCUCAAGAAUGUUUUUCACGCACAAUGAUUGAUGUUAUAAUUUGCAUAGGAAUUGUUUCAAAUGAUAAUUACGAUUUACUUCGAAAGUUUAAGGCUCUUAAGGCAGAUAUUUUGAUUAAUGCGGUGAUAUCGGAUACACUGAAACGAAAAGACUACGAUUGUUUUCAAGAUAUUAGCUUGUACGGAUUAAAUGCGUUGAAUAUAUUUUUCCGAGAAAAUCAACACAAUCCUGAAGCUCAGUUGAUGGUUUUUAACACUGUAAUACGAAUGGUUAAAUUGUAUUUGGUCGAAAUCGACAGCAAAAUCAACCAAAACCUUAUUUUGGAUCUGUUACAUUUCAUUAAAAAUGCAAUAAUUCGAUAUAGUGAUCAAGUAGAGCAUUUCAUCGGUGCCGGAGGAGUCGAACAAUUAUUGGACGUUUUACGUUCUGCAAAAUAUCCAAUACAGUUGGUGAUACUGACGACACUCGUCGAUUUAGCCGUGUACAGAUCGGCAAAAAAUCGUAUUAAAAAAUGGAAGUGCGCCAGUACCAACGAGGGCUAUCUGGAAUUAUUAUGUGAAAUUUGGAGAUACGAACAAGUUAGAUUCGAUUUCAUAGACGACGAGUUCGUGUUCCGCGAGCAACGCGACAAGACCGCGGCGGGAAAUCUCGCGGACGACUGCAGCCCGGCGGUGGAGUCGAUGUUCAUGUGCGCCCAGCCCAAGAUCUAUCUGCUGCUGCAGUUGGUCGAGUUCCCCGACGACGACGACGACGACCGCGGUUGCGCGCGCGAGGACGACGUAAGGGAGAGCACGAUCAGGGCGUGCGGCCUCGUGUCCGCGUUCCGGGACAAGGCCACCGUCGCGCACAUCCAUCACUAUUAUUCGCUGAAGCUGGGCGAGGUGUGGCACGAGAACGGUUUGCUGCCCGACCCGGUGUCGGCCGUCGAGUCGCAGUCGAUCGACGCGAUGACCGUGCGACACGCGUACCUGAUGGCGUUGAUCCGAAUGAUCAAACGCGAGGUGACCAACGUUCACGUGGACGACUCGGAAAUCAAGAUGGAAAACAAACUGUACGAAGAAAUAAGACGUUAUCAUUCAAACGGGUUAAAUAAAUGAUAUUCAAAAUUAAAUACACAAUAACAUGUAUUGUAUAAAAUAUUUUAGUCUAACGGUUAAUG